AUGGAUCAUCUCGCCUCCCUCCUCAUCCUUCUCUUUCUCCUAUCCUCCGCACUCACCUCCGUCGCAGUUCCCAACGACGUCGACCCUCUCAUCCAACAAGUCGUUUUGGAAUCCGACGACGAUCAGCUCCUCCACGCCGAGCGCCAUUUCUCCAGCUUCAAAGCCACCUUCGGAAAGACCUAUGCGACUCAGGAGGAGCACGACUACAGAUUCGGCGUCUUCAAGGCCAACCUCUGUCGCGCCAAGCGGCACCAGGCGCUCGACCCUACCGCGGUCCACGGCGUCACCAAGUUCUCCGAUCUCACUCCCAAGGAGUUUCGCCGGAACUUUCUCGGACUCAAACGUCGCCUCUGGCUUCCGGCCGACGCUAACAAGGCCCCGAUACUUCCCACUGGUGAUCUUCCCGCCGACUUUGAUUGGCGCGACAAACCUGCUCGUCCUUCUCGUCCUUCUCGCGAGCCUCGCGUUCGGCUUCGAUGA
Messenger RNA from Malus domestica (apple), 480 nucleotides. RefSeq names its product cysteine proteinase 15A-like. The record is from RefSeq and is a predicted model, not a curated record. NCBI's taxonomy places the organism in Eukaryota, Viridiplantae, Streptophyta, Magnoliopsida, Rosales, Rosaceae.